AUGGUGAUGCCCACCGCGCGGGCGUCGACGUGGACGCGGACGUUCGGGACGGAUCGCGCGGCGACGCGAACGCGGGCGCGGCGCGCGCGCGUGGUCGUCGAGGCGAGUAAACGCGCGUUGGUCUCCGUGAGCGAUAAGACGAAGAUGACGGAACUCGCGGGUGGGUUAGCGGCGCUCGGGUACGAGAUCGUGAGCACGGGGGGGAGCGCGAGCGCGAUCGAGAAGAGCGGCACGGCGGUGACGAGCGUCGAUCGCGUCACCGGGUUUCCAGAGAUGCUGGAUGGACGGGUGAAGACGUUGCAUCCGGGGGUGCACGGAGGGAUUCUGGCCAAACGUGAGGAUGCGUCGCACAUGGAGGCGAUCGCGAAGCACGGGAUCGAUACCAUCGACAUCGUGGCGGUGAACCUGUACCCGUUUCGCGAAACCGUCGCGGGAGGAGGCGAUUUCGCCAAGUGCGUGGAGAACAUCGACAUCGGCGGACCUGCGAUGAUUCGCGCGGCGGCGAAGAACCAUCCGCACGUGUACGUCGUCGUUGAUCCGAGCGAUUACGACAAGUUGAUCGAGCACUUGAAGAGUUCGCCGAGCGCGGAGGACGACUUGAAGUUCAAGCGAGAGUUGGCUUGGAAGGCUUUCCAACACUGCGCUUCGUACGACUCCGUCGUCGCGGAGUAUCUUUGGAGCCAAAUCGGCGGUGGUGCUCCCGCACCGGAGCUUUCGGUGCCGAUGACGCUCACCGCGGCGCUUCGUUACGGCGAGAACCCGCAUCAGCCGGCUGCCGUGUACGCCGACGGCUCUCUCGCGGAAGCCGCAGGCGAGGGUGUCGCGCGCUCGAUUCAGCACCACGGUAAGGAGAUGAGCUACAACAACUACCUCGACGCCGAUGCCGCGUACGGGUGCGCCUGCGAUUACCCGACGAGCGACCCGACGUGUGUGAUCGUCAAGCACACAAACCCGUGCGGCAUUGCCAGCGCCAGCGGCGCUGGCGGCGAUCUCCUCGAAGCCUACCGCAUGGCUGUUCGCGCCGACCCGAUCUCGGCCUUUGGUGGUAUCGUCGCUUUCAACUGCACCGUCGAUGCGGACAUGGCGCGCGAGAUUCGUGAGUUCCGUUCGCCGACGGAUGGCGAGACGCGCAUGUUCUAUGAAAUCGUCAUCGCCCCGUCCUACACUCCGGAGGGCUUGGAAGUGUUAAAGGGUAAGUCCAAGACUCUGCGCAUCUUAGAGACCAAGCCGCGAUCGGGCGCGACGAAGAGCUUGCGUCAAGUCGGCGGUGGCUGGCUCGAACAAGCCUCGGACUCGCUCGUUCCCGAGGACAUCGUCUUUGAGCCCGUCUCCGACGUCAAGCCGACGCCGGAGCAACUCGAGGCGCUCAAGUUCGCCUGGCGCGCGGUCAAGCACGUCAAGUCCAAUGCCAUUACCGUCGCCACCAAGGGGCGACUUCUCGGCAUGGGCUCUGGUCAACCCAACCGCGUGAACUCGGUGCGCAUCGCUCUUGAAAAGGCGGGCGACGAGACGGAGGGCUCUGUCCUCGCCUCCGACGCCUUCUUCCCGUUCGCCUGGGGCGACUCCGUGGAGAUCGCGUGCCAAGCUGGCGUGAAGGCGAUCGCCCACCCCGGUGGCUCCAUGCGUGACCAAGACGCCAUUGACGUGUGCAACAAGUACGGCGUCGCCCUCGUCACCACCGGUCACCGCCACUUCCGCCACUAG
This is a messenger RNA of Ostreococcus tauri, 1704 nucleotides long. RefSeq names its product Methylglyoxal synthase-like domain. The record is from RefSeq and is a predicted model, not a curated record. Gene Ontology annotation, cellular component: cytosol. The coding region runs from base 1 to 1704 and encodes 567 amino acids. Lineage: Eukaryota; Viridiplantae; Chlorophyta; Mamiellophyceae; Mamiellales; Bathycoccaceae. The transcript has a single exon. Gene Ontology annotation, molecular function: phosphoribosylaminoimidazolecarboxamide formyltransferase activity; IMP cyclohydrolase activity. Gene Ontology annotation, biological process: 'de novo' IMP biosynthetic process.